GGAAGGGUUAAGGAGAGGAAGUCUGGAUUCCUAGAAAAGAAGGAAGUUGGAGAGGAGGGAGGCGCCCAGUCCUCCAGAGCAGCCCAGCCUUCCUUGGCCUCCUCCCUCCUCUCCUUGGGCAGCCUUUCUUCUCCCUCUGGGAAGAGAUUGGGUUGUUUGCUGGUAUCUUCCAUGUUUCUUCUUGCCCAGAGAUCACAGUAAUUCCCAACAGAGCAAUAUCUUGGUUUUUCAAGUUUUGGAGGAGAAGCUGUUGCCCCAUAAGAGAGGAAGGGAAAGUAACUUGGAUAGCAUUUGCUGCUUUGUUAGAUAUCAAUACAAAGAUAGACUGUCCCGACUCAACUGGAUCUGUAGCCAGAAGAAGCCCUGAUGUUAUUGGUAGUGAGAGCAUCAUGGAAUUCUGGCAAAGGAUCAUUAAGACAUUCUUGAACGAAAACAUGGCUAGCUCAGACCUACAGCCUCAGUGCUUCAGGCAGUUCUGCAAAGAGGGUGAAGGUCCACGAGAGGUUUGCGGUCGCCUCCACUCUCUGUGCUGCCUGUGGCUGAAGCCAGAGCAGCACACCAAGGCUGAGAUGCUGGACCUGGUGGUCCUGGAGCAGUUCUUCAGCAUCCUUCCCUCAGAGAUGGAGAGCUGGAUCCGGGAAUGUGGGGCAGAGACCUGUUCCCAGGCAGUGGCCCUGGCGGAAGGUCUCCUCUUGAGUCAGGCAGAGGACAAGAAGCAGGAAGGACAGGCUGAAGAUUUCUAUGUGGAAAUUCAGCCUCAUUUCCCUGCAUCAUCGGAGUCUCCGUCAGAUGCAACCCAGAAUCCCCAGCAGAAGGAGAUCAAGCAGGAGGGAGACGGGGCUGCAGCCUGGCAGGGAACUGGAACAAUGUCAUCACCAAGUCUGCAUCCAUCUCUCUUUGUUUGCGAAGGAGGAGAAACACCUGAGGAUCCAAUUGCCUUUGAGGAUGUGGCGGUCCAAUUCUCCCCAGAGGAGUGGGCUAUUCUGGAUCCUGAUCAGAGAGCUCUGCAUACACAGGUCAUGGAGGAGAUGCAUGGGAUCGUGGCCUCUCUUGCAGAUAACUGGAGGAAGAGAACUGUCAGCGUCAAAAGUGGGAAGCAUAUUGGUCACAAAUGGGAUCUUACCAGGUACCAGAAAGCCCAUAAAGAAGAGGAAAAUAGUAGAGAAAAACCCUUCAAGUGCAACACAUGUGGGAAAUGUUUUGCCCGAAAUAUGGCCCUUGUGCUUCACAAGAGGCUCCAUGCUAUGAAAAAGCAUUUUCGAUGUAAAAUUUCAUGGAAAGGAUUUGAUUACAAAUCGUAUUAUCUGAGUCAUCAAGAAAUCACCAAUGGAAAGAAAACACACAAUUGCCAAGAGUGUGGAAAAAACUUUGCUUACCCUUCAAUAUUAAUGAUCCACGAGAGAGUCCACAGAGGGGAGAAACCAUACAGAUGUGAGAAAUGUGGUAUCUCUUUUGCUCACAGUUCUUCCCUUGUGUGCCACAAGAGAUUUCCCAUAGGAGAAAAACCAUUCCAAUGCCAGGAGUGUGGGAAAUGUUUUUCUCACAGUUCACAUUUUCUCAGGCACAAGAGAUAUCACACAGGAGAGAAACCAUACAAAUGCCAAGAUUGUGGCAAAUGUUUUGUUCAGAAAUCACACCUUCUAGGACAUCAGAGAAUCCACACAGGAGAAAAGGCAUACAAAUGCCAGGAAUGUGGGAAAUCUUUUGCUUGCAAUGCAUAUCUUGUGAUUCACCAAAGACUCCACACAGGAGAGAAACCAUACAAAUGCCCAGAAUGUGGGAAAUGUUUUGCUAGGAGAUCAUAUCUUUGGAAUCAUAAGAAGCUCCACACAGAGGGAAAACUAUAUAAGUGCCAGGAGUGUGAAAAAUGCUUUUUAAAUGAUGCAUCACUUGAAAGCCACUGGAGAAUUCACAAAGCAGAAAAACCACAUCCGUGUCAGGAAUGUGGUGAAAAUUUUGCUCAGAAAGCACACCUUCUACAUAGCUGGAGUAUCAACACAGAAGAGAAACCAUACAUAUGCCAGGAAUGUGGGAAAUGUUUUGAGCAGAAUGAACACCUUCUCGAUCACCAAAGUAUCCACACUGGAGAGAAACUAUACAAAUGCCAAGAUUGUGGCAAAUGUUUUGCUCAGCUUUCAUCUCUUGGACACCACAUGAGACUACACACAGGGGAGAAACAAUAUAAGUGCCAGGAAUGUGGGAAAUGUUUUCCUUGCACGUCACACAUUUUGAGGCACAUGCGACUUCACACGGGAGAGAAACCAUACAAAUGCCAGGAAUGUGGGAAAGAUUUUGCUCAGAAGGCACACCUUCUAGGCCACAGGAGAAUCCACACAGGAGAGAAGCCAUACAAAUGUCCAGAGUGCAGGAAAUGUUUUUCUACAAACUCUGGCCUCAUGAGUCACCAGAGAGUCCACACGGGAGAGAAACCAUUCAGAUGCCCAGAAUGUGGAAAAUGUUUUGCUCGGAGAUCAUAUCUUUGGAAUCACAAGAAACGCCACACAGGAGAGAAACCAUACAGAUGCCAGGAAUGUGGGAAAUGCUUUUCUCAGAAUGCACACCUCCUUGGCCACUGGAGAAUCCACACGGGAGAAAGACCAUAUAAAUGCCAGGAGUGUGGAGAGUGUUUUGCUCAGAUUUCAUCCCUUGCACACCACAAGAGACUCCACACAGGAGAGAAACCAUACCAAUGCCAGGAGUGUGGGAAAUGUUUUGGUCACAGUUCACACUUUCUCAGGCACAAGAGACUUCACACAGGAGAGAAACCAUACAAAUGUGAGGACUGUGGGAAAUCUUUUGCUCAGAAUGCACACCUUCUAGGCCACCAGAGAAUCCAUACAGGAGAGAAACCAUACAAAUGCCAGGAGUGUGGGAAAUCUUUUGCUUGUAGUUCAUAUCUUGUGACCCACCAGAGACUUCACACAGGAGAGAAACCAUACAGAUGCCCAGAAUGUGGGAAAAGUUUUGCUCGGAGAUCAUACCUUUGGAAUCACAAGAAACUCCACACAGGAGAAAAACCAUAUAAGUGUGAAGAGUGUGGGAGAUGUUUUGUUCAGAGACAACACCUAGUAAGCCACCAGAAAAUCCACACCAGAGAGAAAUCCUAGAAAGGUGUAGGUAACGUUUUGCUCACCUUUUGUGGGACACAGAGAAACCAUAAAAAUGCCAGGAUCAUGAGAAGUGUUUUGUUUAGAAUUGGCACUUUCUAGAUCACUGGAUAAUUCAUACAUGAGAAUAAUCUAUGAAAUAACACCAUCCAGAUAUUGUCGCAAUCUAAGAAACCAUACAAAAGCCAAUAGUGUAGGAAGGAUUUUGCUCAGUGCUCUCCCUUGUGCAUCACAGGAGACUGAGCACGGGAGAGAAACCAUACGAAUGACAGGAGUGUGGGGAAUGUUGUAAACCUUCAAACUUUGUGAGACACGAGAAACUUAGAUUCUAAGAAUUUGGGAAAUGUUGCUGAGAAUAUAAACAUUGUCACCCUUCAGAGACUUCACAUGAAAGAAACUCUAUAAAUGCCAGGAGUGGGAGACAUGCUUUGCUAAGACUGUAUAUCUUGUGUACCUCAAGAAAAUCCACACAGGGGAGAAACCACACAAAUGCUAGCUCACUCCAUCUUUCCUGUGAACAUCUUUCCAGUUGUUAGAUAUGAUUGUCAUGGGAAGGGGAGUGGUGUCUCAUUAUUAUGAAGAAUGGGAAAGCUAGAGCCAGAGGAGCACUGUAGUUGUGCCAGAAGCAGCAUUAAGUCCAAUCCAAGCACAGCUAUGGAUUUGAGGGAGGAAACAGAGUCUCGGCAUUGUUUUGUAUGCCAAUAGCUGAAACCUCAGUAACGGAGAGGCCAGAAAUACUCUCUGUCUUAAGUGAAUUAUACUCAUUUAUAAGGCCACCUAUGCUAAUUUAUGGCUUGCAGCUAACAAGCUGGUGUUGUGAUCAAUAUAUCCAAUGCCUCCAGUUACCAUAUGCAAUUUCCUUGGUUUCUAGUGACCUUUGACUUUAUUUUGGACUAAUGUCUCUGGCAACCAAUAUAGAAGCUAUUCAACAAAGCUUAAUUUCCAUAAAGCUGCUACACUAGAGCUGUUGUCUUUCCUUUUACAUAUGAGCAGUGACAUUUCUCCAAAACUGAUAUAAAACAAAGAAUAUGGGAUGUUCCUUUCUAUAACCUUCAAGUAUCUUCUCACACAUCCUGUUCACUAAGCUUUUGAGUUUAGAAUAUACUGGUGCAUUUCACUUGAGUAUUAGAAAAAAAUACUGCUAUUAAUGCAGAUUUGUUUUGCCCUCUGAAAUGCUCUGAGACACACAAGCUGGUGUUCCUUACACUAUAAGAGUGUAGCCUUGCAAUAGGAACAUUGGUAGGACUGAAACCUCAGCCCUGUUAUAGUGGACUACAGGAAGAAUGGACCAGAAAUCCAGCCCUUAGUCAUAAAUGGAGACCAAGAGGAACGGGUGGCCGGUUUUAAGUUUCUGGGUGAAGGAGGAUCUGACCCGGGGCAGCAUUCAUAUGGCAUCGUUGUUGAAGGCGGCCCAAACGAGACAGUACUACCUGAGACUUCUAAGGAACCAACAACUGGAUGAAAAACUGCUGGUGACUUUCUACUGCUGUACUAUAGAGAGUGUCCUAGCCUACUGCGUGGUUUGGUAACUGCACAGUGGCAGAUAGGAAGGAGCUCCAAAGGGUCACCACUUCUGCCCAGAAAAUAAUUGUUUGCCCUCUCUCCCCUCUUUGGAAGAACUGUAUAGGUCCUGCAGCCUUAAGAAAGCUCUGAGCAUUCUUGGGCAUCCAUCUUACCCAGCGUAUUCAUUUUUUGAAUUAUUACCAUCUGGCAGACAACAGGGUGACAAAGAUAAGAACAAACAGACUAGAAGGUAGCUUUUAUCUUAAGAGAUGUAACUAUAUUGGACUCCAUGGUUUCAUAUUGAUAGGGCAUUGGGGCUGUGCAGUGAUGGUUUGGGUAUGGAGGGAUGGGUGAGUUGUUUUAUGGUGUGUGUUGGAGAAGGCAUUUCAUUUUGUUAUGCAAUAGUACAAUGACAAUAAAGCUAUUCUGUUUUAUUAUGA
Anolis carolinensis (green anole) is the source of this 5050-nucleotide messenger RNA. RefSeq names its product zinc finger protein 493. The record is from RefSeq and is a predicted model, not a curated record. The transcript has 6 exons. Gene Ontology annotation, biological process: regulation of DNA-templated transcription. Bases 390 to 3107 code for a protein of 905 amino acids. Lineage: Eukaryota; Metazoa; Chordata; Lepidosauria; Squamata; Anolidae.